AGAUAAUUAUGAGAAAAGUGAGAAAAUAAGUUGAGUAUUAUGGCACUGGUGAAUCAACACGUUCCCAAAAUCAGGCCAGGAGACAUGGUGAGGUUCAACCGAGGUCUCUACUACCACUGGGGCGUGUGCAUAGCCGAGAACCAGAUGGUGCAUGUAGCUCCUGAGAAUGGAACCAAAGAAAUCAACUCGUUAAACAGUCUAUCUUCCCAAGGCAACAAAGCAGUAGUGCGGAUCGAGCUGAUAGACAAGUGGGCCCAUGAGGGGGACUACAGGACAGACAACUAUCUGGACCACAGAGUCCAACCGAAAGACGUCGAGGACAUCUGCAGCUUCGCCUUGCAACAGGUGGAUCAUUUCUACUGGGUGUACGAUCCAGUGAGCAGCAAUUGCGAGAAGUUCGCCAUCUGGUGUCGCUACAGAAUAGACAAAUGGGGCCGACAGGGGGAACUGGUCCGCAACAUAGCAGUAGGCACUAUGGCUGUGGUGGGAGCAGCGGCCAUAGGGGUAAUAGGUGCAGCUUGUAUGGGCUUCAAAGCCAUAGAUGUCGUUUGUAAUGGAGCGAACGGGAAAGACAGAAAAAGGAAGCGUAUAGCUAAUGGACUAACUAUUGCUAACGAGGAGCACGAUGAAGUUAAUGCGAACUCUUAGCAAAUUGUUCUGACUUAGAUAGAUUUGCCAAAUUGACAUGGAAGUAGCUUAGAUACUAUGACUGGUGCAGAGAAAUAUAUUGUAGUUUUUUUUGUAAAUUUUAGUUGAAUUAAUUUUUU
Molecule: messenger RNA, 767 nt
Organism: Symsagittifera roscoffensis
Lineage: Eukaryota; Metazoa; Xenacoelomorpha; Acoela; Convolutidae
Product: phospholipase A and acyltransferase 3-like
Exons: 3
Coding region: 40-648 (202 amino acids)
Biological process (GO): N-acylphosphatidylethanolamine metabolic process
Cellular component (GO): cytoplasm
Molecular function (GO): A2-type glycerophospholipase activity; glycerophospholipid phospholipase A1 activity
Source: RefSeq, a predicted model, not a curated record